This is a messenger RNA of Symbiodinium natans, 575 nucleotides long. The record is from the annotation of a GenBank genome assembly. NCBI's taxonomy places the organism in Eukaryota, Dinophyceae, Suessiales, Symbiodiniaceae.
GUGAUGUGGUGUUUGCCCCUUGGGCUGAAGAUGGGUUUGACUAUGAAGCAACCAUCGACCACAUCGAUGAGGCUAGCGAGUGCUGCACAGUGAGCUGGGCAGACGGUGGGCAAACGUGUCGGGAAGUGCGUCUUCCGGCAUUGAUCUCGCCUCUCGGGUCUCCAUGUGUCAACGCUUUACGACGGCGUCCACAGGAAGUUCGGCUGUGGGCUUCCAGGAGAGCUCUGCGAGCGGCCCUCCUUGCCUGGCAAGCACAGGCCGAGGCCGGAGCAGCACAUGAUGCCUUUGUGGACCUCGCCGGUCUCCUUUGUGAUGUAUCAGCAGCUGAAUGCAGAUUGGCCCUCGCUGUGCCUUUCUGGAGUUCUCCUGGCCUUGAGCUGGCGCGCAAUGCGCUGCAACGUGGUCGAUUUGCAGCGGAGAGAGCCUACAAGCCGGAUGCGCGUGCACUGGCGGUCUUAUGUUCGCAGCGCGCGGAGAUGCUGCGCUUGGAGCAAGGCUCGCAGCUCGCGGACGUGCUGUCACUCCACGGGCGCGCGGCGGAGCACCUGGCAGCCGCGCACUGGCGCCGCGAACAG